ACCAAGCAGGCAGCUCCAAGCAAGCUUCCAGCAUCGACGCCGCCAACCGAAUCCGCAUCCCGUCGCUCGCAACGCAAUUCCGUUCAUUCAGCCACCUCUGAGCUUCCCCAACCUUUGCCCAUCAUGAAGCCCGUCGUCAGCGCGUUCAACGCCUGGUCUUGCACCGUCCUCUCCGUCUUUGCCAUCGUUAUCCUCAGCAUCCUCGCCCUCCUAUACCGAACCGGCCACGAGGAGUUUACUGGCGGCGUGUCAGACCCCGAUGAUGGCAAGGCAGUUUCGGGAACCAUCUUCACUGCUGUUCUCGUAUACGUUGCAUUCUUCAUCUUCUGCGGCAUCCAAGGCCUGAUGCACGCCCGAGAAAGCCGAAGAGGCGCGAUCGCUCUGUAA
Molecule: messenger RNA, 387 nt
Organism: Fusarium falciforme
Lineage: Eukaryota; Fungi; Ascomycota; Sordariomycetes; Hypocreales; Nectriaceae
Exons: 3
Coding region: 124-387 (87 amino acids)
Source: RefSeq, a predicted model, not a curated record